UUCCCUCGUUCGCCCCGUCCUAAAAAAAAACAAAAAAGAGGAACACCCACCAGGGGUGUUGUUAAAUGGAUUGUUGCUCCUAUCUAUAUAGAGUGCUGUCGUCCGUGCGAACGGGCAUCCCGCCGUCGCCGUAGCUGUGGCCGUAGCGAGUCAGUGAAGUGCGAGAGAAGUGCCUGGUAGUGCCACAGAAGAAGCUCUCGUCGGCGUCACGUGAUCCUCCUGUAAACCCGUGGAAGUAUGGCCGACAAAGAGGAGACCGAGAAGACCAUCGCCGAGGACUUGGUUGUCACCAAGUAUAAAAUGGCCGGCGAGAUCGUGAACCGAGUAUUAAAACAAGUUUUAGACAAAUGUGUCAUCGGGGCUUCUGUUAGAGAAAUAUGCGAGUUUGGUGACAAAUUACUCACAGAGGAAACUAGUAAAGUUUUUAAAAAGGAGAAGGAACUUAAGAAAGGAAUCGCGUUCCCGACAUGCAUAUCAGUCAAUAAUUGUAUUUGUCACUUUUCGCCAAUAGCCAGCGAGCCGGAUCUUAUUUUAAAAGAUGAGGAUAUGGUUAAAGUUGAUCUGGGAGCACAUAUUGAUGGUUUCAUAGCUGUAGUGGCACACACCAUUAUAAUAGGUUCAUCGCCAGAGAAAAAAGUAACUGGCAAAAAAGCUGAUGUAGUUUUAGCUGCAUAUUACGCUUCUCAAGCUGCAUUAAGGCUUUUGAAGCCAGGUACAGAGACUUACACGAUAACAGGCACCGUGGAGAAAAUAUGCGACGCCUACAAGUGUAAGCCAAUCGAGGGUAUGUUAAGUCACCAGUUAAAACAAUUUAAAAUCGACGGCGAGAAAACAAUUAUACAAAAUCCCAACGACGCGCAGAAGAAGGAGCACGAAAAGUACACCCUUGAAACUCAUGAGGUGUACGCGAUGGAUGUACUCGUUAGUACAGGUGAAGGGGUUGGGAGGGAACAGGAUACACGUGUAACGAUAUACAAGAAGACAGAGGAGACAUAUCAGCUGAAGUUAAAAGCAUCUCGAAUGUUUUACUCAGAAGUCUCCCACAAGCACGGUCUCAUGCCGUUUAAUUUACGCACUUUUGAGGACGAAAAGAAAGCGAAAAUGGCCGUUGUCGAAUGUGUUAAUCAUAGAUUGAUUGAACCUUUCCAAGUGCUGUACGAGAAACCGAACGAAUACGCUGCACAAUUUAAAUUUACGGUUCUUCUGAUGCCCAACGGGCCCCACAAAAUCACUGGAAUUCCUUUUGACUUGGAUAUCUAUCAAUCGGACUGUGUGGUUGACGAUCCCGAAUUGAAGACCCUUCUGUAUUCUUCAGCAAAUCCGAAGUCGGCGAAAAAGAAGAAAAAGAAGGCCGAGAAAGCCGUAGGAGACGUCGCUAUGGAAGUCGAUGCCAAGGCCUAACACUAUCAUUUUAACACACACCAUGACUUACUGACGUGCACUACUCCGAUAGUUUUUAUUUGGCGAUUCAAGAGUCAAGGCUGGACACUUUUGUACACAAAUCACUCGACAUAGCCAGUAUCCCGUUCUCGGACGUUGCAUUGUUAAAAUUGCGUGUUUGCAGUGACGCUUCGAAUUGCUGUGUCCUCGCCAUCCUCGUAAAUGAAAUGAUAGCAGCGGUAUUGUGUCCGGAUGUGAAAACCUUUGUACGUGUUUUAUUCGUUGGUUUAUGAAGUGUCGAGUUCUGCCAUUCUGCUAAAACUCCAUCACGCGCAUUUAGGGUCACAACUUUAUCAACACUUACAUUUUCUUUUAUACUAAUCUCCUAAAGGACCAUAAUAUUACAUUGUACGCAGAUUGAUGAUGACUGUUAUUUGUUGCGAUUAUUGAGUUUCGACAUCUACUGUUUUGUACGCAAUAAUUUUGUGUGAUCGUUUUUUCAUAAAUUCUCAUCGGCUAAACUUAAAAAAAAAAAAUUAAAAAAGUGAAUCGACUUGAUGUGUUUAUUAACGAGAACAAAAAUUGUCACUUUCUCGCGUACGUUGAACUGAGACGAAAUCUUUAUAGUUACACACAAAAAAAAGUCGAUGAAAGUGUAUUUGUUGUAAUUACUGUGACAAUUUUUUGUGAGUAAAAUUUUUAAUUAAUUUAGAAAAAUACACAAGAGCCACGCACUUUGGACGGCAAGUUGGCUGAACUACAAUCAUUAAUUUGUUUAAUCAUCCAUAGGAAAAUAAUCCAUUGCUUUUUGUUUUAUCGAAAGCUCGGCCCAUUUUGUAAUUUUUAACAUUUGCGUUGCGGACGUAACGCAUGCGUCUUGGCGAGUCUUUGCGCAAAAAAAAAAAAAAAAAAGUGUCAAAACGUAUCUGCGCGACAGCGCGUUAAUAAUAACAUCGAGAUUUGAUAUGAGUUACAGAAUAAGAGAGCACGCAACAAAAUAUGUACAAUCCUUGGAAUCCUUGCGAUACAAAAAAAAAAAAAAAAAAAACUAUAUAUACGAUUUACUUCGAAAUUCCGUGACGAUCUUCUGCACUAGCCAAUUUUGUAUUCCCUUUGUGUGUGCGUGUGUGUGUGUGUGUGUAUUUGUGCGCGAGCAAUUACAUUAUAUACUAACGUUUAAAAUUGUACAAUUGAAUGAAAUGUCUAGAACGCAUAAAACAAUGAAGUGUCAAUGAUUCUUCAAGUGUUUCGUUGCGAAAAUUAAAUUACCCCUCGAUUAAAAAACAAAAUCGCGAAGUCCAAGUUUUUACUUUGCGCAGAUUUAUUAAAUUUGAUGCGAAGGACACACACAUUGUUAAGUAAUAGGUAGAAAUGCAUCUCUAUAAUAUAGAAGAACUUUAUUUAAGUGAAACAAAACAAAACAAAAAAAAUAGAUCUUCAUGAAAAAAAAAGAGAAACACACAUUCUUGGGGAGUAAAUAUAGACUUGCCGACUUGCUACAAGCCGUAAAUUAUAUAAAAAAAAAUAAUAAUAAUAAUAAUACUGUGUAAUAAUAGUUUUAUAUAAGAGGGAUAGAUGUGUGUAUCUGUUAUAGAUAUUUUUUCUACUCAAGUUGUGCAUACGUCGAAUGUUACAGAGUGUGCUUGUAUAACAAAAAGAAAAAAGAAAAAAAAGAUCAUUGUGCACCGUCCGUCAUUUGCAUUGCCGAUUAUCUCCCUGAUGCUUAAAAAUCAAAUUUUAUCGACGAUAUUUCGGAUAUAAUAACUUCUUCGCGAGCGAGUUGUUCUCAAAUCGGACGCGAACGGUUUCAAGCGAUCAGAAAAAAAAAAAAAACUGUCAAACAAUAGCGUUAUAGAAUACAAAAAGUGCGAAAUCUUGCAAACGAGGACCGUGCACAACAUUCACACGCAAUAUAAAAAAUAUAUUAAAAAAAAAAAAAAAACUACGAUGUGAGAAAAAAAAAGAAAUUGUUAUGAAGAAAAAAAAAUCUUGACGAUAUACAUAAGCCGUAACAGCUAUUGAAGAUUUGACUCGCGCGUAUACUUCACAUAAAUCGUAUAUUAUAUACUCCAUUUCUUUCCUCAUAACAUAGAUAAAUAAUCUGCAAAAUACCAUGUAUAUUUGUAGAAAAAAUAUACGGAAAGGAACGAACGACUUUUCACACACGCAUAUAAAUGAUCUUGAGACACACACACUUAAACGAAUACUACGGAUUUUAUAGAUUAUCACUUGUUGAUAAUUUUGCUAUAUGAUCUCUCUAAUCAGAGUGAGGAUGUAAGUGCAGAAAUACAAAAUAGUAUUUACA
Pseudomyrmex gracilis is the source of this 3685-nucleotide messenger RNA. Its product is annotated as proliferation-associated protein 2G4. The transcript is spliced from 7 exons. Bases 238 to 1401 code for a protein of 387 amino acids. The record is from RefSeq and is a predicted model, not a curated record. Lineage: Eukaryota; Metazoa; Arthropoda; Insecta; Hymenoptera; Formicidae.